AUGUUGGCUCUGUGCUCCGCCAACGCCGGCCUGCAGCCCGCAGACGACGGCCCGCUGCGGGAGGUGGAGCGUCUCUUCUCCAACAGCGACGGCCUUCUGGCGGCGCUGCAGGAGUGUCUGGCACGCUGGGGACGCGAUGCGGCACCGCCGGCCGAGUUGUUGUCGCUGCUGCAGCACGCGCGACGGUACACCGCGUUGGGCGGCCUCUCGGGGGACGCGACAGCCACCCGCGACAUGUUAUCCGCCACACUGACGCUCAUUGUGCGCCGGGCAGUGAAACUCGAGGCGGAGGGCGCGUGCCCCUGCGACGGCGCCGUGAUGAGCGGCGUGGAGGGGCUGCAGCCAGAGACACCCAUCACGCACGAAAUCAUAGACGCGGCGUCGGCGACGAUCUCCAACUGCUGCGGCGGUACCACACGGCACGAUGCCGACAUGCUGUUCUGGGUGCGGCUCCGCGGUGAGGUGGUGCGCGUUGUGUUUGGGUUCGCCGACUACGCCGCGGGGGAGACGGGGGCGAGGCUCUGGCCGGGCUCCGUGGCCCUUGCACUUUACCUCGUGGAGAAGCUGGGCGUCGUGCUGCACUCGAUCUCCGCCACCGAAGAGGGCCGUCCGCUGCGAACUAUUGAGCUCGGCUGCGGCCCCGCGCUGGUGUCGCUUGUGCUCGCCAGUCGUCUCUCACGGGAGCCGGCGUGGCUGCGCCGCACGUGGCUCGAUGUUACCGACAUCUCGCCCGCCGUGGUGGAGGAGGUUCGACGCUCCUUCACGUUGCGCAAUGGGCCGGAAUUGGCCGCCCUCUUCGAAGCAACGGAGGAAGUGGGACGCGGCGCGGCCGUGCGGGCGUUUUGCCUGGACUUCGCGUCUAUUCCCGAGGCCAUGUGUGGGCAGUACGACCUGGUACUGGGCAGCGACAUUGUGUACGACCACACCAUCGCCAGCCACGUGGCCCCGGCCCUUGUGCGACUUCUGCGUGCUGGCGGAAUGGCCUUCCUGUGUUGCGAGCGGCACCGCGAUGGGAUGUUCUCCUUUGUCGACACCAUUCAGGCAACGAUGGCGGGGUCGCUGGAGGUGGUGGCGAAUCACGCGGAUGCGCAGGCGGUACUGCGGCAGCUGCAGAUGAUCCCCGGGCUCACGUCUACGACGUGCUCGCUGGUGGUGCUGCGUCGCCGCUGA
Trypanosoma conorhini is the source of this 1170-nucleotide messenger RNA. RefSeq lists its product as uncharacterized. Bases 1 to 1170 code for a protein of 389 amino acids. NCBI's taxonomy places the organism in Eukaryota, Euglenozoa, Kinetoplastea, Trypanosomatida, Trypanosomatidae. The transcript has a single exon. The record is from RefSeq and is a predicted model, not a curated record.